Molecule: messenger RNA, 862 nt
Organism: Achroia grisella
Lineage: Eukaryota; Metazoa; Arthropoda; Insecta; Lepidoptera; Pyralidae
Exons: 1
Coding region: 77-760 (227 amino acids)
Source: RefSeq, a predicted model, not a curated record
UGUCAAUAUUUUUUAUUAAGAGUUUUAAGUAUUUAAUUUCGUAAUGAUAAUUACUUAUUUAAAAGUAUAAAACAAAAUGCCUCUUAUAGAUAUUACAAACCCUGAUGUUAUCAAAUUUCUCAUUGAGAGUUAUGACAAGACCGCACGUCUUCGAAUGAAAUGGAACCAUGUUCAUGGAGAGAAAAUGAAGAAAGCUGCGAGUCUAACUCGUGAAGAAAAGGGAUAUUAUGAAACGGAUGUUUUAAAAGAAAGUAUGGUCGUAGGAAUGACAACUAUAACCAGAGACAACGCAGUUGCGAGUUCUAAUAGGAGACUCAGGCCUAUUAGAGAUGGUGUACACAUUCCGCGGACACGUGUUCUAAAAAGAGGACAUUCUAUAACGGAUGUGGGACUCGGUAACGCUGAGAUAGACCCUAGACUUACACGACCUAGUACAGAUCUGUCUAUUGACCCGAUCAUGCGGCCUGUAGAUCCAAAACAGUAUGAAAUAAUUUAUAAAGAUAUUCCUGUAUUUGGGCGUAAUGCUUAUUUGAAAAGUAGGUGCCGUAUACCACCAGAACAGAAAUAUUACUUUAGAGAAUGUAGUGGAUGGGAAUAUGGAUGGAGGCUUACAGACAGUUACUUCAAUAGAAACGCGCCAAAAUGCGGCCGUAUAUGGCGACUCACAUAUGAUAUCAAGAGCCGCACAGGCCCCCAUCCAGACCCCAAACAUUAUCAAGAUUCCGAUUUACCUGGUGUUGCCAAAUGUCCCAAAAUAUAGAUUAAAAUUUUUAUGAUGUUAAUUUUGCUUAGGUAUGUUUUUAUUUCUAACUUUUAGGUUAUGUUACUGUUCAUGUUGUAUCAUUUACGUUAAUUCCUUAUA